AACUUGGCAGAUUCUUAUUCCACAAUUCACUUAUAAUUAACUGAUGCGAACCUCAUAACUCAUACACUUGUUCGGUUCUUCCAAUAUUUUUCAGUUUUCUUUCUUUAUUUUUUGAAUGGUUGAAUUUCUGUGUGCUUCACUUAAAACAACAAAUUCAUUUUGAUCGGAAAUUAAAACAAAGAAAUUAAAAGUGGUGGAGAUCGAACAUGGGAAGCAAGCAGCAAACUUCCGGUAACAAUCAAUCCUUCAAUCUUGCUCACGAUGUUGCACCCUCCAAAUUAUAUGAUGAUGAUGGCCGUCUCAAGAGAACAGGGAGUGUAUGGACGGCAAGUUCCCAUAUAAUAACAGCUGUGAUUGGGUCAGGAGUGUUGUCCUUGGCAUGGGCCACGGCCCAGUUAGGAUGGAUUGCUGGCCCAGUUGUCAUGUUGCUGUUCUCCGUUGUCACUUACUACACUUCUGUUCUCCUUGCCGACUGCUACCGCUCCGGCGACUCCGUCUCCGGCAAGAGGAAUUACACUUACAUGGACGCCGUUCAAGCUAAUCUUGGUGGACUUCAAGUGAAAAUAUGUGGACUAAUUCAGUACUUAAACCUGUUUGGAGUUGCAAUUGGUUAUACAAUAGCAGCCUCUAUAAGCAUGACGGCUAUAAAGAGGUCAAAUUGCUUCCAUGAGAAAGGAGAAAAAGGAAAGUGCGACAUAUCAGCAAAUCCUUACAUGAUUCUGUUUGGAAUAGCUGAGAUAUUCUUUUCACAAAUCAAAGAUUUCGAUCAAAUAUGGUGGCUAUCGAUAGUUGCAGCGGUCAUGUCUUUCACUUAUUCCACCAUUGGUCUUGGUCUUGGUAUCGCUAAAGUGGCUGUAAACGGAAAAGUGAUGGGCAGUAUGACGGGUAUUAGCAUUGGUGUGGUCACUGAAACUGAUAAAGUAUGGAGGAGCUUCCAAGCACUUGGUGAUAUUGCAUUUGCCUAUUCUUACUCCAUGAUUCUCAUUGAAAUACAGGACACAGUGAGGUCACCCCCAGCAGAAUCAAAGACAAUGAGGAAGGCUACACUAAUAAGUGUAGUAGUAACAACCGCUUUCUACUUGUUGUGUGGGUGCUUCGGCUAUGCAGCAUUUGGGGAUUUAUCUCCCGGAAAUCUGCUAACCGGGUUUGGAUUCUACAACCCAUAUUGGCUAGUAGACAUAGCCAAUGCUGCCAUCGUAAUUCAUCUAGUUGGGGCGUACCAAGUUUACUGUCAGCCACUCUAUGCUUUCAUUGAGAAAAUAGCCAUUCAGACCUACCCUCACAGUGACUUCAUCAACAAGGAUAUCAAAAUUCCCCUUCCUAUGUGUCUGUCAAAAAAACCUUACAACCUAAACCUAUUCCGCUUAAUUUGGAGGACUGUGUUUGUGAUAAUUACAACUGUAAUCUCAAUGCUCUUACCCUUCUUCAAUGAUGUAGUAGGAUUGCUUGGAGCACUCGGGUUUUGGCCAUUGACAGUAUACUUUCCUGUGGAGAUGUAUAUAUCCCAGAAGAAAAUACCCAAAUGGACUACAAAAUGGGUUUCCCUUCAGAUUUUAAGUGCUGCUUGUCUCAUUAUCACCAUCGCUGCAGCUGCUGGAUCUAUUGCCGGGGUGGCUAUUGAUCUUAAGUCUUAUAAGCCUUUCAAGACCACUUAUUGAUUCAUUCUUUUAAGACUACUUAAUACUUACAAUAUUACAAUUUUACAAUUACAAUUUACAAUUUACAAUUUACAAUUUACAAUUUACAGGGGCUCUCUGCUUUUAUGUUGAUUAUUGUAUGUACGUAGCUGCUUUAUCUUACAACUAGAUGGAUGUAACCUUUUUCAUCUGUAGCUCUUAUUCCAUUUCUUAAUUUCAGGGCGACAUUGGAACA
This is a messenger RNA of Spinacia oleracea (spinach), 1872 nucleotides long. Its product is annotated as amino acid permease 3. The transcript has 6 exons. The record is from RefSeq and is a predicted model, not a curated record. NCBI's taxonomy places the organism in Eukaryota, Viridiplantae, Streptophyta, Magnoliopsida, Caryophyllales, Amaranthaceae. The coding region runs from base 207 to 1658 and encodes 483 amino acids.